Messenger RNA from Polyodon spathula (Mississippi paddlefish), 1712 nucleotides. Its product is annotated as serine protease 33-like. The coding region runs from base 495 to 1511 and encodes 338 amino acids. The record is from RefSeq and is a predicted model, not a curated record. NCBI's taxonomy places the organism in Eukaryota, Metazoa, Chordata, Actinopteri, Acipenseriformes, Polyodontidae. Gene Ontology annotation, biological process: proteolysis. Gene Ontology annotation, molecular function: serine-type endopeptidase activity. The transcript is spliced from 5 exons.
CUUAUGAGUCAUUGAUUCUGAAUGCAUGCUAAUUAAAGGUCAAACAAACCUAAAAAGAGUGAACAAGGCCAAAGAAGAAAGGACAGAGAGGACAGAGAGGUCAUACACAGCCAAGUUAAAUAUUAGGGCUUUUUUUUUUUUUGUAAGAAAGAAAGAAAAGUGAGAAUGGAACGCGAGAACAAAGGAAAAAGGGUAUAAAAGAAAUAAGCAAGGAUGGAAAGACAGAAGAACAGGUUGGACAUACCCAAGAUAAAUAUUCCCUCUGAAAAAGACACCUGAUACUUGGAAAUCUUGCAACAUUAUACAAACAACUCCACUCCCUCCUAGUGUUUGGAAUUAGUAAUCAGGUGAUGUAAAGGAGGGUGUGGUUUUUUGCAUUCAAGACAGACAAAAAGAGGGGAUGAGAGAGAGAGAGGAGGGAGCAUCACACGACAAUAUCCUCAUAAGUGUAUAAAUACCCACGAAACUCAGGGUCGGAGCACAACAGCAACACAAUGAAGUUCGUCAGCUCUCUGACCGGCUCGAUUCUUCUGCGGCUUACAGUAUAUGUGGCUGGCUUUCUAAUCUCAACUCCCUCAGCAGAAGCCUCUGAGUGUGGGAUUCCUGUUCUCAACUCCAGGAUCGUGGGCGGCACUCCAGCGGAGAUGGGGUCCUGGCCUUGGCAAGUCAGCCUGCACUUUUUAGGGUCACAUGUAUGUGGAGGGUCUAUCAUCUCUGCUAACUGGAUCCUGUCUGCCGCUCACUGCUUUGAAACAAGCAAGGACCCCUCUGACUGGAUGGUAGUCCUGGGUCAGGUUGACCUGACCACUCUGGACCCCACUGGCAUUUUGAAAGGGGUGCAGAUGGUCAUCGUGCACCCUGACUUCAAUUUACAGACCAUGGAUAACGACAUGGCAUUACUGGAGCUGAACAGCUCUGUGAGCUUCACUGAUUAUAUCAUGCCAGUCUGCCUGGCCAAAUCCUCCAGCAUCUUCUACACUGGCACUGAGUGCUGGGCUACAGGCUGGGGAGCCACUGCACAGGGAGGUAAGAGAGGAGAGGGGGAGGGAGAGGAGGAGGGAGAGGAGAGAGAGAGAGAGAGAGGGGAACCUGAGUGCUGGAAUGGUGAAACAGUGAAACUCAGAAGCCAUAAUUGCACUGCAGUAUCUAGUUUUUUUUUUUUUUUGUAUAUGUCAAUGCCUUGUCUUUCUAUUAACAUCAUUAUCUUGCAGGGCGACUCCGGCGGGCCGCUAGUUUGCAAGCAGGGCUUCACUUGGGUGCAAGCCGGGGUGGUGAGUUUUGGGAGCGGCUGCGCCCAGCCCGGUUUCCCGGGGGUCUACACCCGGGUGUCCCAGUACGAGGCGUGGAUCCAGCAGUACACCGCUGGAGAAGUGGGGUUCGUCACAUUCGUCAGCACAGAACCAGAUGUCGAUGCAUGCGCAGACAGCCCCCAGUACGCAAUGAGUGCGGCAAACAAGGAGAUGUAUUCACUGCUUAUAACGGCGCUUGUGUCUGUGAUUUGGUCAGUGUGAGCCACCGUCCCCGGUACAUAUACACACACAUUAUCCUUAUCAUAUAUAGCUCUGGCCAAAAGUUUUGUAUCCCCGUCUAUAAUGAACUAAUUCUGCUUCAUACAGUCGAGUGAAAACUGCAUAUUGACUCCUACCCCCUCUAUCUAGAAUGAACUCACUCAGCUUCAUAGAGUCCAGUGAAAGCUGAAUAAUGUUCCCUUG